Messenger RNA from Bolinopsis microptera, 3134 nucleotides. RefSeq names its product nucleolar protein 6-like. NCBI's taxonomy places the organism in Eukaryota, Metazoa, Ctenophora, Tentaculata, Lobata, Bolinopsidae. The transcript has a single exon. Gene Ontology annotation, biological process: rRNA processing; tRNA export from nucleus. Gene Ontology annotation, cellular component: small-subunit processome; CURI complex; UTP-C complex. Bases 1 to 3021 code for a protein of 1006 amino acids. The record is from RefSeq and is a predicted model, not a curated record.
AUGCAACCAAAGAAGAAAAAACAGAAGGUUGACGAGAAUGUUCUUCUCGGCUACACCACAGACAAUUUCAUCAGAAGUCAACUUGAAGAACUGUAUUCUGGAUUGAAGCAGUCCACAAACCCAGUCUCUGACCAGAUAAAAGAGUUGUUGUUGAACUUAAGACCAACCAAGAAGAAGACAAUCGAAGAAGCCGUCAUCGCCUUGAAAAAUAAGAAAUCUGUCUGGCCCCUACCGUCUGAUCUCACAAUUCCAAAUGGUACAUUUAAAUUCUUCCCACCAAAAGAAGUAGUUGAUGUUGGUGGUGUUAGGACAUCGACUCAUUUGAAAGCAUCAAAAUCAUCCGACUUACUGCUUCUGCUCUCAGAAAAAUUUUGCGAACCAAAAGAUUAUUUGAACGGAAGAUAUAUCGUCAAAAGAACUUUGUUCCUGAUGCACUUGAUCCCAAAACUCCGGAGUUGCGAUUUUGUGUCAAAUAUAAGGUUCAAAUAUUUUGAAAGGGACGUGCUCAAACCAGUCCUUCACGUUCAAUGUAAAACAGGUGGUUCUUUCAAUCUCAUACCUUCUGGCUGCACCUUCAAACUAUCUUUACUUAAUUUUGACAGAAAUGCCGUCAGACCUGAUAAAGUGUACGAUGGUGAAGAGGAAUGUUCAGAGAUCAGCACUCCGUAUUACAACAACUCCAUUCUCACUGACAUUCAUUCCCCUCAAUACGUAAGUUUUAUGUCAGUCAUUGAAGAUUCAGAAAACUUCAAACAGGCAUUGACCAUUCUCAAGUUCUGGCGUGCAAGAAAAGGUGUACAAAUUUCCGGACAUAUAUUGACAACAUUGUUCCUACAUCUAUACGAGUCAGGAUCUAUUGCUACAGAAAUGGACGUCCUAACAAUCUGCAGACAAGUUUGGUCCUUUUUAUCAACCAGCCUCGUUCCCGCAUUCUCUACAGGGAUCAUUGUUGGAGACACCACAAAGACCAUGGGUUACCCAGGCUUAUAUAUAGAUACUCUUGCUAACGUGUGCUACAACACUGACCUAGUAGCCUUGAAGGAGUUAUCUCGACACAGCGGGGUUAUGUUGGAAAUGUUGGAGUCGAGGGAGUACAAUACUCUCGUAUCUGUCAUGACUGAGAGAGUUUCCUCUCUUUAUGAUAUCUACGAUGUUGUUUACAAAGUCGAGAUCCCAGAAGCACCUCUACGAGAGAGUUCUUUACAAUAUUGUGGGGUGCAAUUCCGAGGUUUUAUAGACCAUGUCAGGUCCAUCCUCCUGAAAUCUUAUGGAGACAGGGUGAUGGAAAUCAAGAUGGAGUACAUUUUAAGUGAACCCUGGUCAAGGAAAUCUCCUCCAGGUCUCCCUAGCUCCGUAAUGAUUGCUCUCACCAUCGACAAAGAUAACUGGACAAGACUUGUCGACAGAGGCCCCUCAGCAGAUACCGUCCAAUCUAAAACGUUCAAAGAGUUUUGGGGGGAAAAGAGUGCUAUAAGGAGGUUCCAGGAUGGUUCCAUUGUUCAAGCAGUAGUGUGGGACGGUAAAACUGCGCAGGCACGUCGCAGUAUUCUCACCCAAAUCACAGAGCAUGUGUUGGGACGUCACGCCGGGAUCGCACCGGACAAGGUACAAGAGCUCAAGUUGGAGAGCCAGGAAAUAGUGGGCAGAACCUACUACGAGGGAGAUGGUGAGGAGCAGGCACAGAAAAUCAUCAAAACUUUCUCCGAGCUGAGUAAGAUCUUGAGAAAGUGCUCCAAGAUACCACUUACUAUAAACUCAGUGUUAGCCGUAUCUCCAGUGCUCAGAAACACUGAUCUGUUCCCACAAGCCGAGUAUCAAGUAAGCCGCUCAAAGAAGCAAGCUGCUCUCAAUACAAGUGAAGCAGUUCCCCCUUUCGUACAAGCUCACGAGAUGGUGUGUCACUUUGAGUUGAGUGGCAAGUGGCCAGAGGAUGUCCAGGGAAUCCUCCGAUUGAAGGCUGCCUUUUACCUGGCCCUCAAAGAGGAGCUAGAAAGCAUGCAUAUAACUGCUAAAGUAAACAUUAAAUUCCUCGACAUUGCCCGGAACGGGUUUGUGUUCAGGUUGAGAUUUCAUGUCCCGAAAGAAGAGAAACUAAGAGCGGGCAACAUUUCCUUCUGGGUGCCUUGUUCUGGUGCAGAGCUGAAAGUGCAAACAGUCAUCCUACCUUAUGUGUCAUCUCACCUCAGUAGUUUGAGUCUCCAGCACUCUGCCUACCCUCUAACAGUUAGAUUCCUAAAACACUGGGUCUCAAUUCACUGCCUCUCAAACUACAUUCCUGACAUAUUCUGUGAACUGGUAGUGGCCCACAUAUUCCUCAGUGCUACAGCUCACUCCACCCCCCAAACCGCUACAGCUGGGUUCCUUAGAGUUCUCUCCUUCCUCUCUUCAUUCGACUGGAACCUGUACCCGCUUCUCAUCAACUUCAACCAUGAGCUCAUAUCUGAAACUUUAGAGUUGUACACGAACUUCAUGAACACACGAAGUUCUUACCCUGACGCCUGUAUAGCGUGCCCUCAAAACGAACUGUCUGAUCUGACCCGAGAUUCUCCAACAAAAUCCUCUCUCAACAUCCUUAAACGGCUGGCAGAGAAAUCCCUCUCCAAUACCAACUCCCUAGAUUCUGUCUUCAAACCGAACACCACAUCCUACAACGUGAUCAUCCACUUGAAACGCAGCCAAACAGGGAGGUUCCCAACAGACAACCCUUCACAACACCACGCGAAGAGCUCUCACUUCCCAGUGGUGGAGUACGAACCAGCGCGGCUGUACGUGGAGGAGCUGAGCCGCGCAUACGGCCAGCUGUGUCUCUUCCUGUACAACAGAUACGCCCCCAGUGUGGUGGGUGUUGUGAUGAAGCGAGCUGGGAACGGUGAGGUGAAGUUCACUGUUAAUGGCUCUAUGGCAAAAGUAAGAACUGAGGGAGGUAUGGUGAAGAAUAAUCUGGAUGCUAUGUUGUCAGACUUUGAUCUGAUGGGGAAGGGUUUGGUUCAGAACAUUGAAGUACUUGAUCUUGAAAUUUGAGAAUGAGUAGAUAUGUUUUGCGGGAUAUUUAAUUACACCCUAAAAGAGCAGAGUGUUUGUUAUCGUGACAGUGCUGUAAUUUCUUUUAACUUCUAACUUAUUAUUUUAUCAGU